Messenger RNA from Symbiodinium pilosum, 1650 nucleotides. NCBI's taxonomy places the organism in Eukaryota, Dinophyceae, Suessiales, Symbiodiniaceae. The record is from the annotation of a GenBank genome assembly.
AUGGCGCGGCUGCUCCCUUUCGUCAUGCUGCUGUCAGAGAGCUUGGCGUCGCCCAGUGAGUACUGGGCCUUGGCGUGCCUGGCUGUGCGGACGGCGCGGGCUCAGCAGGGCCUCGAAGCAGGCAGGAGACUGGGCGGGCGAACGCUCAGCACCAACGGCACAGAGGGCUCUGUGUGGUGUGGUAGGGAGAGGUACAACGGCGCGGCCGGGAACAUGUGGUAUGCGAACCCCUUCACCACGGCCUGUAGCAAGGCAUCCAUGGACAUGGCUUAUGCCUAUGGAGAUCAGGUGCUUUUUGCCAAAAAGGGAGACUUCAUCAAGAUGCAUUGCGACAAUUGGGAGUGCCCCAUUCCCCCUGUCGUGGACUGCUACUUUGACCGGAAUGCUUGUGGAGCGGAUGAGUGGUGCAUGGUCAUUACUCACGAGAAGUGGGGUGCCUGGGCCAUGGGGAAGAACGGGCACACCCCUAACUUUGAGCUCUGCGGCUCAAGUUACUAUGCGGACAUCGAGCAGAUAGCAUCCCAGAGCGAUGCGAGCAAUGCCACGGUUGCAGCAUUGAAGUUGACCCGAGACCGGAUUUGUGGAAGCACAACCGUAGGCGUGGCGAACGGUAUCCAGCUAAAGGGCUACUCGGAGGCAAAGAUUUGGAAGCCUUCGCACGGCCGAUGCGUCAAGUAUCGCCAGGAGGGCCAGAGCUGCAUCCCAACCCUGGCAACCCAGGGCCGCUUUGCCAAUGCCUUCGUCCGUAGGCAACAGACGGAGACGUCCUCGUACCCGAACGGGGGCACCAUGGAGCGGCCCUUGGCCUGUGCUCCUGGGUUGAUCUGCACCGGCCCAAGCUUCGAUGUGCUGCCCUCAACGUGCGUGAAGGAGCGGCCGAAGGAUGUCUGCUAUGCCGGGCCCUGGUGGGACAGCUCGCGGUGCCCACGAACCUCCCUACAACGGCCGGGCAUGGACCGGCAGUGGGCUCUGGAGUCCUUGCAGACGGCCUUUCUGCUCUUCGCUGGUGAGGUGGCACCUGCCAUGAGCUGCAAGUACUGGACGGGUCCACUGGCUCCCUUCACAGCCGAGGUGAGGAAGGUCACCCACAGCAUCUUCCAGGCACUCUGGCCGGAGCACCUCGUCGGAGAGUACCCCACGUUGCAGGAGCUUUACGCCGGCAUGUGGCGACAGGCAGGCGUGGACCUGGCUGCCCUGAGCCCCGAAGAGUGCGAGGCUGGUGAGAGCCGGGACGGCCACAUCGCGGAUGCGCUGGCCGUGGUGGGGUCGUGGACCAACCGUCCAAACCUCCUCUGGAGUCUCAUCCACUUUGUCAUGCACAAUCAGCCGUCACCUAUGUCCAGGAACGCUGUUGCUGCCUCGUCUGCCCUAGCAAGCCACCUCUCGGAGAAUUUCUGGUGUAACGACUGCCGUGGCUUCUUUACUGUUGGCGUGCUGUCAAUUGUCGGCCUGCCGCCCCAGAGCACAGACGGUGAAGCGCAUGCCAAGUAUUGGAAUCUUGGCCACAACAUCGCCUCGGAGCAUGUCGCAACCACCCGUGGCGGCCACCCAUGGAUCAACACGCUGGAGGCUGCUCAGGAGGAAAACGUGGGCAACCCCUUCUAUGUGCCCUACGAGACUUCCGUCGAGAUGUGGCAUGUGCCUUCCUGA